This is a messenger RNA of Bombus pyrosoma, 1782 nucleotides long. It is a transcript of the gene Sdhaf3, whose product is annotated as succinate dehydrogenase assembly factor 3, mitochondrial. Lineage: Eukaryota; Metazoa; Arthropoda; Insecta; Hymenoptera; Apidae. Gene Ontology annotation, biological process: mitochondrial respiratory chain complex II assembly; succinate metabolic process. Gene Ontology annotation, cellular component: mitochondrial intermembrane space; mitochondrion. Bases 1126 to 1482 code for a protein of 118 amino acids. The record is from RefSeq and is a predicted model, not a curated record. The transcript is spliced from 2 exons.
GAUACAAUAGAUCCUCCUGAUUGGUCAACAAAAGCGCGGCAGGAGGGAUCACCUUUACACAAUAUUCCUCGAAAUAUGCAGUAAAAUUACGUAUUCUAACAUAAGUCAUAAAAAUUUUAAACCGAUUAUUUUUGUACAUAAUUUAAUCGAAACCAUUACCUUUAGUAAUUCACUCAGAGCAUCCGUUCUCACUUCAUUGUUCUCUAUAACGAACUAAAAAAGUUAUAAAAACAUAUAACGUUCCAAAUUGAAAAAUGUUAAAAGACAGGUGAUUGGUACUAAAGUUUAAUCGUCGUUAUUGGUCGAAAUAUUCGCGGGGGUCCUGCCUAAAAACAUAGGCGCAGAAAGUAAUUAUUUCAACUAUCUCAAUUUAAUUUUUGUUUUAAUUAUUUCAAUUUAAGAAUAGAUAUUAACAAAGACUUAAUAAAAGUUGUAUCAAACGUUGUAAAAAAAAGUUUAAAUUAUACGGAUUAAACUUUGAUAAUGUUUCGGAACUUUUUAUCGAUUUAAGAAUAAUUGCAAUUUUCUCGCUAAAAUUUCAAAUCUUAAAGAGCAUAAUAUCUAUAUUUUAAGAAUUUGAGUUCUUAUUAAUAUCCAAUAAUUGAAAACGUUAUUAGAUGCACAUCAUACGAUAUGUAUCAUACUAUUUUUUAAAGACUAUAAUAUUUUAAUUUUGUUACGUUAUACAAAUCUCCUUAUGAUAGGGAAUCAUUGUUUUAAAUUUCGAUUGUAUCAAACCCACUGGUAUUUCAAAUAUUUCUAAGUACCUACCAAAGUAUUUUAAUUUAUGUCUUGAAUAAAGUGCAAUGUAAAAUUCAGCAAAACAGUAAUUAUCGGAACAUUAUAUCAAAAUAUGUCAUUAAUUUUGCUUUGUAAUCAGUUUUCAUUACGAUAGAUCCAAUAAUUUGAUAAUGUAUACAUAGUUUACAUAAUAUUAUAAAUAGGUAUACACAUAUACAAGCUUUCUUUCCUUCAUUACUUACAAAGAGUUGUCUGGUAUUUGGCGCGAGAUUCUAAUGUCUCUUAUUUAAUAAAAUUUGUCUUUCAAUAAAGUUAAUAUUGAAAAAAAUUGUAUGCAGACAUUCAAUUAGCAUGCAUAGAUGACAUUCUUCCAAUAAAUAAAUUAUGUCCAAUUUAUCUCAUGUACAACGUGUUAGAAUACUGUACAAAACAAUUUUAAGGUUACAUCGUGGUUUACCAGCUGAAAUUCAAGCUGUAGGAACCAGUUAUGUUCAAGAUGAGUUCAGAAGACAUAAAAAUUGUGAUGAAGCUACAGCAGCUAUAUUUUUGAAGGAAUGGACAGAGUAUGCUAUAAUGCUUACUAAACAACUUGGACUAAAAGGGCCUCAUACAGCUAAGCCUCUAGGUAAAAAUUUAAAAGAAGAAGAUUUAGACAAAUUUAGGAAUGAACAAAUGUAUCAGUUAUAUGAGCUAAUGAUUGCAGCUACUGGUAAAACUAAUAACGAUGCAGAAGGCAAAUAGUUUAUUAUCGCUACAAUGUCAAAGUACUUCAUAUUUUAUAGUUUUUGAGAUAUGUAAUAUUACAUAUCAUAGUUUAUUAUCAAUGUAAUUGUAAUUUACUUGUAUCAUUGUUUAUGUACAUAAGUAAUCCAUAAAAAUUUAGGCUUGAGCAAAAUACCUUACAAUAAUACUCAUUAACACUAGUAUCUAAUAGACUUGUACAUAAAGUAUAUUAAAUAUUAGUAUACUAUAGCGUAUUUAAUGUUGUAAAAAAUAUAAAAUAUUACAAUAAAGAAAUUACAGAGUGCAGAAAAAAGAAAA